CCUCAACCUCGCCACGAGCAUUUUCAGAUCUUCAUCCGGAGCAUCUUCUUCGUGGUGGUUUUGCCUUCUACGCUAUCGCCUCUUAUUCAACGUUGCGAGUGUGCGAGUCACUGUAGCCUGCGCAAAUAUAUUCGCGAGGCAGCAUUUAACAAAGCUCGCAGCGUCGUACCUACCGAAAGCCUUUGGAAGAGUAUAUUGCUCUUACCCAUUCUUUCUUGUUGACACUCACUCACAUCGAUUGUUUUCGUUACAAAACCGAUUAAUUAUCACUCACUUGAAUCUUCUGACUGGCAUAUAAGUGCUGAGAUCCAGGCAUGUCGAAUCGUCUUCCACAAUCUCAAGGAGCAGUUGCUGAGAAUUCGUCUUUCCAACUCUAUGUCUUCGGAAGCAAUGGAGAAGGCCAACUAGGAAUACCAGCAGCGGAGAUAGUCAACACUCCAACCCGAGUUCUUCAUUUUACAACCGACAGCUGCCCUUUUCCUCUUGAUAAGAUAAGAUACAUCAGAGGUGGCGAUAAUCACACGCUCUUUCUCACUCAGAGCGGCGUGGUCUACGGGGUUGGUGACAAUCGCAAAGGUCAGCUGAGAAGGGACAAGUCCGUAUCUCGACUCGAACCAUUCCACGUAUUGGCCCUCGAUAACAGCUUCGCCGACGCUACAUGCGAGUCAUCAGCUUACGUCGAGCUCAUCUCCGACCUUUCAUCCAGCGGGGUCAAAAUAUACGGUUCUAACAGCUGGGGUGAGCUUGGCUCCUACGACGAAACCUCUUCCCAGCUUCUGCGCUCAUCUGACGAAACCUUUGCCCACCUUCUGCUUCCAGGCAGGGUAGUUGAUUUCGCCGCGGGAGUUUGGCACUAUGUCGUCAUAAUGCAAGAUGGUUCAGCCUACGGUUGGGGGAAAGGGCGGCUCGGUCAGCUCGGAGACGCGUUAUCCGGCGGCAAAGUCAUGGCGCCUACCAAGAUCGAAGGCCUACCAUUUAAUCCCAAGAAGGUGGUAUGUGGCAAAGACUUCACAUACCUAGCCGGUGUUCCAGCCGAGGGUAAACAUCAUCUCCUCGGCAAAGACAAAUUCAACAUCAUCUCGAAUAUGCCAGAACAUGUCAAGAAUUGGAAAGACAUAGGCGCUACAUGGCACGCCAUCUUCGUGCUUUUCGAUGACGGUACUCUUACCGCGUGGGGUAAAGAGAAUAUGUGGCAACUACUACCGCCCAAUCUGCCGCUUCUGGAUAAAAUCGCUGUUGGGUCAGAUCACAUCCUCGCUGUGACAAAAGAGGGCAGAUUGAUAUCAUGGGGUUGGGGUAAACAUGGGAACUGUGGCGAUCUCUCAAAUGUUGGGUUUGAAAUGAAGAACGAUAUGGUCAGUGGUUUUUGGAACGAAAUCAGCAUACCAGGAGAGAUCGAAACGAUUGGAGCUGGAUACUGCACCAGCUUCGUGGUUACGAAACAACGUUGAAUAUCCGCUAAUUAUGAGUCUAUCAUUUAUAAUCUACGAGUACCAACGGUGCGGUCGUUCCUUCAUAGACGACAGCUUCAUCAGGCACCAAACCCAACAAUUCAAAAUUCCUCCCUCACCAAACUCCACUCCGCAACCGUCCCCCCAUCCGUGGCAUUCUCUACGAAAAGAUUCCCACUAAUACCCAAAUGCGCAUACCGCCCGCUCCAAACACUCUGCUCAAGAGUGACAUUCGUCUGAUUACCAAUGUACGUCUUGAUUUCAUACGCGGUAACUGGAUCCCAAGGCGCACUUAUCUUAACGUCUCCUACUAUUACCUUCCUCACAUCUUCAUCGAGCUCUGAGUCGGGUUGACUUUUGAACGGUGGUAGAGUUCUGUUAGAGAAGUAGACCUGGA
Messenger RNA from Alternaria rosae, 1848 nucleotides. Its product is annotated as regulator of chromosome condensation 1/beta-lactamase-inhibitor protein II. Lineage: Eukaryota; Fungi; Ascomycota; Dothideomycetes; Pleosporales; Pleosporaceae. Bases 315 to 1451 code for a protein of 378 amino acids. The transcript is spliced from 2 exons. The record is from RefSeq and is a predicted model, not a curated record.